GCAGUUAGCCAAGGGGGGAGGGGUGGAGUCCGAGCAUCAUAAAGCCCGGAGCCCUUGGUCGAUAGGCUGUGCUCCGUUGCAUCUCCGGGCCGCCUCUUCUGCCCAGACGCCCUCGGCUCUGCCCGCCACUGCCACCGCCAUGCCCACCCACCGGCUAGUGAUCGUACGCCACGGCGAGAGCACAUGGAACCAAGAGAACCGUUUCUGUGGCUGGUUUGAUGCAGAGCUGAGUGACAAGGGGAGGGAAGAGGCCCAGAAUGGGGCCCAGGCUAUUAAGGAAGCCGGCAUGGAGUUUGACAUCUGCUAUACCUCUGUGCUAAAGCGGGCCAUCCGCACCCUCUGGACCAUCCUGGAUGGUGUAGACCAGAUGUGGGUGCCCGUAGUGAGGACCUGGCGCCUCAACGAGCGCCACUACGGGGGUCUCACAGGCCUCAACAAAGCCGAGACUGCUGCCAAGCAUGGGGAAGAACAGGUCAAGAUCUGGAGACGCUCCUUUGACAUCCCACCCCCACCCAUGGACGAGAAUCAUCCCUACUACACAGUCAUCAGCAAGGAGCGGCGCUAUGCUGGCCUGAAGCCUGGGGAGAUGCCCACCUGUGAGAGCCUGAAGGAUACCAUUGCCAGAGCUCUGCCCUUCUGGAAUGAGCAGAUUGCUCCCCAGAUCAAGGCAGGGAAGAGGGUGCUCAUUGCUGCCCACGGCAACAGCUUACGGGGUAUCGUCAAGCAUCUAGAAGAUAGCAAAGAAGCUACUAACAAAGAAGCUACUUGUACGCAACAAGAAUACCUGAAGUUUUCGGUGAUGGCAUGCUCAGGUUAUGAACGCGCAUCAUUAGAGGUCAAGAGUGUUAAAAAGUCCCCAGGCACUGGCACAGGCACUGGCACAGGCACUGGCACUGGCACUGGCACUGGCACUGGCAUGUCAAAUGAGGCCAUUAUGGAACUCAACUUGCCCACCGGGAUCCCCAUCGUGUAUGAACUCGACGAGCAGCUGAAGCCCACGAAGCCCAUGCAGUUCCUUGGGGAUGAGGAAACGGUCCGAAAGGCCAUGGAGGCUGUGGCUGCCCAGGGCAAGGCCAAGUAAUAGCCUGGAAGCAAGCUCUGUACAAUAAAGUCAACCCCAUCAAUCUCCA
This is a messenger RNA of Monodelphis domestica (gray short-tailed opossum), 1130 nucleotides long. It is a transcript of the gene PGAM2, whose product is annotated as phosphoglycerate mutase 2. Gene Ontology annotation, molecular function: intramolecular phosphotransferase activity. Lineage: Eukaryota; Metazoa; Chordata; Mammalia; Didelphimorphia; Didelphidae. The record is from RefSeq and is a predicted model, not a curated record. Gene Ontology annotation, biological process: glycolytic process.